This is a messenger RNA of Diachasma alloeum, 693 nucleotides long. RefSeq names its product testis-specific serine/threonine-protein kinase 1-like. NCBI's taxonomy places the organism in Eukaryota, Metazoa, Arthropoda, Insecta, Hymenoptera, Braconidae. Gene Ontology annotation, cellular component: cytoplasm. The transcript has 3 exons. Gene Ontology annotation, biological process: intracellular signal transduction; protein phosphorylation; microtubule cytoskeleton organization. Gene Ontology annotation, molecular function: protein serine/threonine kinase activity; tau-protein kinase activity; ATP binding. The record is from RefSeq and is a predicted model, not a curated record.
AUGGUAGGUGAAGGCUUGAAGGCGNUUCCAAGCAAUGAACCCGAGCAGAGUAACCCCCUGGCUUGUAAAAUUGUGGACACGUCGAAGGCACCCAAGGAUUUUAUUAAAAAAUUUCUUCCCCGAGAGUUAGAUAUUUUAGCGAAAUUGAACCAUCCCCACGUGGUCUAUGUAAACAACAUUUUUCAAAGACGAUGUAGGUACUUCAUCUCCAUGAGGUUCGCGGAGAACGGCGAUCUUCUUGAUUUCACGUUGAAGAAUUAAGCUGUGGAUGAAGGUCAAGCACGAGUUUGGUUUAGGCAAUUGUCUUUAGGCCUGCAGUACCUCCACGAAAUGGAAAUAGUCCACCGCGACAUAAAAUGUGAAAAUGUUUUCCUGACAGCCAAUAAUAACGUGAAAUUAACGGAUUUUGGUUUCGCACGUUAUAUAAUCGACUCAAGAGGUAAAAAAGUCUUGAGCGAUACAUUCUGCGGUUCCCUGAUAUACGCUGCGCCGGAAAUUCUGCGAGGAGCUCCAUACAAUCCAAAAGCGGCAGAUAUGUGGUCCCUCAUAAUUCUCAAUAAAGCCAUGCCAUUCGAUGAGCCGAAUCUUAAAAAAUUAUUCGAAAUUCAGACCAAUCGCAGGUGGAAGUUCCGGAAGAAAGUGGCUGACAGUUUCAGUGAGCAAGUGAAAANAAUUGUAACAGCCUCGGUCUAA